AUGCAUUCUGACUACAAGCUACCCACUGUUGAAUUUAUCGAUACGAUAAUUUCCGCUGAGAUACCAAACAUACAUGAAGAUCCAGAAUUGUAUUCUCUUGUGAAUGAGUUCAUGAUACAUGGUCCAUGUGGUGCUGAAAAUAUCAAUUAUCCAUGUAUGGUCGACAAAAAGUGCGCCAAAAACUUUCCAAAACAAUUCUGUAAUCAUACCUCAGUUCAUCAGACUUGUUUUUCAGUGUAUAGAAGAAGAAACAAUGGUCAUUUUGUUGAAAAAUCCGGUGUGAAGUUGGAUAAUAGAAAUGUUGUCCCUUACAACAAAUAUCUAUUAAAAAGAUACCAAGCAAAUAUUAAUGUUGAAUGGUGCAAUCAGGGUUCUUUUAUAAAGUAUCUAUUCAAAUACAUAAACAAGGGACCUGAUAGAGCUACAGUUCGCAUUGUACGAAGCAACAAUGAGAGUGAUACUAAUGAUUUGGUCGAUGAAAUAGAUGAGUAUCCUUCUGUGGUUAGACUGCCUUUUCAUAUUCCUGGUCAACAACAAAUUAUAUAUGGUGAAGACGAUGAUAUUGAUGAUGUUCUCGACAAACCUUCUGUUGCUUCUUCAAUGUUCACAACUUGGAUGGAAUGUAAUGCGGUUAAUGCUGAUGCACGGAAACUUACGUAUGUUGAAUUUCCUACAAAGUUUGUUUGGCAUCGUGGUGAUAGGAUUUGGAAGCCACGUAAAGUAGGAAAGUACAUUGGUAGAAUUCAUUCGGUUUCACCUAAUUUACGUGAAGCUUAUUUUUUAAGGAUUUUGUUAAAUAAGGUCAAAGGUCCGAAAUCAUUUGAAGAAAUUCGCACAGUAAAUGGUGAAGAAUAUUCUUCUGUUAGAGAUUUUUGUUAUGCUCUUGGUCUUUUGGAUGAUGACGAAGAAUACAUCGAUACAAUCAAAGAAGCGAGUCAUUCUGGAUCUGUAUGUCUAAAACGGAGGUUGUUUGGGAAAACACAUGAGAAUAUUUGGCAGAUGGAAUUCUUUAUCACCAACGACAGAGAUUCAAACUUAUCACUCAAUGAAGAUCAAAUUAAGAAUUUAACUUUGUUCGAGAUAGAACAAGUUUUACUUCGGAACAACUUGAGUUUAAAAAAUUUCAAAAACAUGCCUAUCCCGGAUUUUGAUUAUGUUUCUUCUUCAAACAAUCGAAUUAUCACAGAAGAGCUAGAUUAUGACAUUACAAAUAUGAAGAAUGAGUUUGAUCGUAUGUUUCUUGUGUUGACAAAUGAGCAUUGUCACAUUUUCCAAGAUAUCAUGACUGCGGUUAAGCAAAAUAAAGGAGGUGUAUUCUUUGUUUAUGGACAUGGUGGAACUGGUAAAACUUUUUUAUGGAAGACAAUAUCUGCAGCUAUUAGAAAAGAUGGUCAUAUUGUUUUAAAUGUUGCUUCAUGUGGGAUUGCUUCAUUAUUAUUGUCCGGAGGUAGAACAACACACUCUCGAUUUAUUAUUCCGUUUGAACUAAUAGAGGAUUCUAUUUGUAAAAUAAAUCGAAGUAGUGACCUAGCUAGCUUAUUGAGAAAAACCUAA
Molecule: messenger RNA, 1554 nt
Organism: Lactuca sativa (garden lettuce)
Lineage: Eukaryota; Viridiplantae; Streptophyta; Magnoliopsida; Asterales; Asteraceae
Biological process (GO): telomere maintenance; DNA repair
Molecular function (GO): DNA helicase activity
Source: RefSeq, a predicted model, not a curated record